This is a messenger RNA of Phyllostomus hastatus (greater spear-nosed bat), 4181 nucleotides long. Its product is annotated as toll-like receptor 13. Gene Ontology annotation, molecular function: protein binding; transmembrane signaling receptor activity. The record is from RefSeq and is a predicted model, not a curated record. The coding region runs from base 610 to 3465 and encodes 951 amino acids. NCBI's taxonomy places the organism in Eukaryota, Metazoa, Chordata, Mammalia, Chiroptera, Phyllostomidae. Gene Ontology annotation, biological process: inflammatory response; immune response; toll-like receptor signaling pathway. Gene Ontology annotation, cellular component: membrane. The transcript has 2 exons.
GCACAGCCUGACCCCGAAGCUCAAACGUAGCUGAGACCUAGCUGGAGAAGCACACCGGUUCCAGGAAGAAAACAAAGGAAGGGAGGCCUCUCCCCACCCAUUCACACGGGCGGUUCCAGACGAGUUUGCUGGAACUGCUGCCAACACAGGGCUUGAGCGAGCUGAGCAACCCCAUGAGCUCCCAGGGAGCAAGAAAUCUGGAGGAAUAUGCGAUGGGCGCAAGAUAACAUCUUCCUCCUAGAAAUUCUGUUUUGCAACACACCCCGAGUGGGAUUUUGGCGCUUCUGAGGAAACUCCUUUAGUGACCCCAAAAUGAGCAAAUCCAGCGACAACACCAAACCAUGAAGCCUGAAGAGGAAGAAAUGCUUCUUAGUUGGUCACAUGUCUUAAGAGCUCAGAGCGAUCAUCUUGAAGUUUUGAAACUUCCCAAGAAAGAAUUUCCUUAUUUUACAGAAAAUCUGAGUACAGAAAGAUGAGCAACGGGAGCGUGGACCAAGAGCUUCUUGCGGCGAAGUCACAUGGAAAGACCAUUUCUUCCAAAAUGAGCAUCGGACGACGCGGGAAGAGGUAUUCUUUGUAACGGGAACUCUGAAGUCUGGGGCUGACAAGAUGGGCUUAGAGAACCCCUUGCCUCCUCAGCAGCUCUGCCUCAUUUUCAUUGCACUGUCUCUGCUGUCUUUGGCAGAGACAUAUGGAUUCAGUAAAUGUACACAGUAUGAAUUGGAUAUUCGCCAUGUUUUCUGCAUUCGGAAGAAGAUCGUCAACUUGACAGAGGCCAUUUCUGACAUCCCGGGAUACACUACUCACCUCAACCUCACACAAAACCAAAUUCAAACCCUUCCUUCCUACGGCUUUACUAAUCUGUCCGCUCUGGUGGACUUGCGACUGGAGUGGAACGCCAUUUGGAAGAUUGAGAAGAGGGCCUUUUGGGGACUUGAAAAUCUGACCCUUCUGAACCUGAUAGAAAAUAAUAUUCGCAGUGUGAACGACUCCUUUGAGGGCCUGUCCAACUUGGAGACUUUGCUCCUGAGCCAUAAUCGAAUCACCAACAUUCACAAACAUGCCUUUGCCCCUCUUUUCAACCUGAAACACUUAAGCUUGUCUAGAAACCAUAUUAGCAAUUUUUCAAAUGUUCUCGAAGCGGUGCAGCGUCUCCCGCGCCUGGAAUACCUGGAUCUCACCCUCAACAACAUCAGCAUCUUGGACCACAGCCCCAGGUUGUUGGCCUCCCUGACCCAGCUGAGCCUGCAGGGGAACAAACUAACAGAAUUAAAUUUCUCUGCUUUGUCACUGCCUAAUGUGACCACUCUGGAUGUCUCUCAGAAUAACCUGGCAGACGUCCGGCAUGUGGCUCUGGAAACUCUGCCCCAGCUGAGGAGCUUGAAUCUCAGUGGGACAUCCAUGAGCCUGGAGAUGCUUCCAGCCAAACACCUACAGAAUCUAAGCGAAAUAGACCUUAGUGACCAGGUGUUUCGAGGCAGCCACUUAAUAAACGUCAACCGUGUGUGUCAUUUCCUCAGAAGCCUGCCCAUGUUAGAGGCUUUGGUCUUUAGGGAAAAGGCCACGGAGGCAGGGGACAUAAAGCAUCUCGCCAACUGUACCAGGCUUUUGUCCCUUGACCUGAGACAAAACUAUAAUCUGGUUCACCUCAAUGACAGUGAGUUCAAUGGCAUGCCCAGCCUCCAAAGGCUGCAACUAGACAGGUGCCAACUUGCCUUUGUCACCAACCAGACCUGGAGUGGCCUCCAGAACUUGACGACCCUACAUCUGAGUUACAACAAGUUUAAAGGAUUUCCAGAUUUUGCCUUUUCACCCUUGAGGUCCCUACAAUUUCUUUUCCUCUCUAAAAAUCCCAUCACGGAACUCAGUGCUAGGGCCUUCUAUGGGCUGUAUUCUCUGAAGGAGCUCAACGUGGCUGGAUGCUGGAUAGUGCAAAUCGACAGAUACUCCUUUGCUCAGUUUCCAAAUUUGGAGAUUUUAGACCUUGGAUACAACAAUCUUCGAACUCUGAAAUCCAAAACCUUUUAUUUUCUGAAGAAACUGAAAGUUCUGAUUCUCUCCCAGAACCGCCUGAAUAGUAUAGAGAAGAAUGCCUUCUCUGGCCUUACCUACCUUACUCAACUUGACCUGGCAUACAAUAUCUUGUCAAGCUUCACUGCAAGUAUUUUCUUGGGCCUUGAAAAUCUAGAAGUUUUGAAUCUCAGUUUUAAUAAAAUCACCUACGAAACCACCAGGACCUUGAGCUCUCCCCCAUUUAUGAACCUCAAGUCUCUGAAACAACUCAACCUGGAAGGACAAAUGCAUGGGGUUCAGGUCGUUCCCACCAACCUCUUCCAAGGGCUGCACGCCUUGGAGGAGCUACUCCUAGGCAAGAAUGCCAUGGUAUUCUUGGACCAUCACCAGUUGGACUGCCUGACUAAUCUCACAAAGCUGGAUAUCUCCGGAACAAAAUCUGGAGCCCGGAGUCUCUAUUUAAACAUUUCCUUAUUCCAAAAACUCAAAAGACUACAGAUGCUGCGCCUGGAAAACAACAACAUCGAGUCACUGACUCCCGGCAUGUUCUCUGGCUUAGAAAGCCUUCAGGUCUUCUCUUUACGAUUCAACAACCUGCAAGUCGUUAAUCAGAGUCAUCUGGCGAACUUGACGUCUCUGAGAUACUUUGACCUCUAUGGGAACAAAUUGCAAUGCAACUGUGACAACGUGUGGCUCAAGAACUGGUCCAUAAACACAGCGGAUGUCCAUAUCCCUUACCUCCGGAGCUACCCGUGUCAGCAGCCAGAUACCCAGAGCUUGUUGGUAGACUUUGACGAUGCUAUGUGCAAUUUUGACUUGGCGAAGGUUUGCUUCUUCAGCUCCUUCAGUCUGGUCCUCGCGACAAUGGUCUUCUCUUGGUCUGGUGCCAAGAUCACUUCAUCUCUAUGGUAUGGGCUCUACAUAUUUCAAGCCUGGUACCUGGCCAAGUGGCAUAGGACAAAGAAGGAAUUCCUCUAUGAUGCCUUUGUCUCCUUCACUGCCACCGAUGAGCAGUGGGUAUAUGAAGAGCUGGUUCCAGCCCUUGAAAAAGAUGGCCAGCCCACCUUUAAGCUCUGUCUUCACCACCGGGACUUUGAACCUGGGAUAGACAUCUUUGAGAACAUUCAGAACGCCAUCAACACCAGCAGGAAGACGCUGUGUGUGGUCAGUAACCACUACCUGCACAGUGAAUGGUGCCGCCUCGAAGUGCAGCUGGCCAGCAUCAAGAUGUUCUAUGAGCACCAGGACGUCAUCAUCCUGAUCUUCCUGGAAGAGAUCCCAAACUAUAAGUUAUCCAGCUACCACCGACUCAGGAAGCUUGUCAACAGGCAGACGUUUAUCACCUGGCCAGACUGUGUCCACGAGAGGCCGCUCUUCUGGGCUCGUAUUAGAAAUGCGCUGGGCAACAAGACCGUGGAGAAGGACAAUGCGCAGCUAAUUGUGGUUGAGUGACUGGAAGUCUUGGUGACCGCAAGUGCAAUGUUGUCCAAGGUGUGCAGAGGCUAAGGGUGUGACUGAGUGUUCGUGUUCUGCAGGGAAAAGGAUGUGAGCUGCUUAUGGCCAUCAGACCCGAGACCAUGUGGUUAAUGUCCUUUUGAAGGGGGAGACGGCAUAGGAAGAACUCUGAGACUGCAAUACUGUCACUGGCCAGCAUUUAGCACCCUGGUUGCCAGGAAACACCCUUUACCAAUUAGGUGGAAUAAAUAGUAAACCGAGGCAGGGAGGAGGAAGGAGACAAGUCUCACACGCUAACUCAGCAGUCCUGAGCCUGGUCUGAUAAUAUUGCCAGGUGUUCCAACGUCACAAGAAACACUGUUAGCAAGAAAGAGGGAAAGUCCUUGCAAUUCUAUGUAGCAUUUCCACUCUCUGGGAAAGAAAGCCUUGAAACUGUGCUUUCAUCCCAAGCCCUGAAUGUGGGAGAGGGUCCCCAGUGCCCGAAGAAAAAGCCCAUAAAACAACUUUGGUUAAUUGCCUACCUCUGGUCACUAUCUGUUUUACGAGGGAGUCCCUGAUGCUUGCAGAAAGAGCCCAUCAAUAACUUUGGGAAGUGCCCCAAUUUUAACUGUCAGGUAUUUGUUUUACAACAAGAUGACCAAGUGGAGCAAGAUAAGGAUUUGGGCGGACAGACCCCCAUUCAUCCCUAAAUUUGGGUAGUCACAUUUUCCCAG